GGGGCCCUGGAGGCAUUCUGGCUCCAAGACCCAGCCCCUCUCAGGGGAGGAGGGUGGCCAGGGCUCUGCAGCCAGAGGCUUCUCAGCUCAGAGCUCCAGAGCCAGAUGUAACAUUGACCUUAAAUGGUAAAAGCUCCCCAGAGUGAAGAGAGGCUGGCCAGAGGAGGAAAGGGGAAUAACUCAGUUUUAGCCUGCGGAGCCCAGGCCUCUUGGAGCAUCUUUGGGGCUGACGCAGCAGAGGUUCCGGGCCACUCCAGCCAGGAGGCUGCAAUGCCCCACAUUCCUGAGGAUGAGGAGCCCCCCGGAGAGCCACAGGCAGCCCAGAACCCCACUAGCCAAGGCCCUCCUUCCGCAGCACUGUUUCAUAACCCACCUACAAUCAUCCUGACGGGGGAUGCCAGUUCACCAGAAGGAGAAACGGACAAAAACCUGGCCAACAGAGCUCCCACUCCCAACCGGAGGCUCUCUCACCGGCACUUGAAAGUUUCCACAGCAUCACUAACUUCUGUGGACCCUGCGGGGCAUGUCAUUGACCUGGUAAAUGAUCAGCUACCAGACAUCAGCAUCUCAGAGGAGGACAAGAAGAAAAAUCUGGCGCUGUUGGAAGAAGCCAAGUCGGUGAGUGAGCGAUUCCUGACCCGCCGUGGAAGAAAGUCCAGGAGCAGCCCCGGAGACUCCCCAUCAGUUGCCUCCCCAGACCUUAGCCCCAGAACCUCUCCUGUACCUUCUAGAAGCAGCUCACUUACCGUCUCCACCCCACCAGGUUUGGAUGCAUGCAGCAGCCCACAGUCCCUUCUGCCCGGAGCACCACCACAGAAGGGCAAUGAGGCCGACGUCUCUUCAUCUCACCCUGGCGAGCCUAAUAUCCCCAAAGGGCUAGCUGAUUGGAAACAGAAUGACCAGAGGAAAGUGUCUCAGGGCAGGCUGAUUCCUCGCUCUCCCACAGUUGAGAAGACCAAAGAGCUUGCAAUAGAGCAAAAGGAAAACUUUGAUCCUCUGCGGCACCCUGAGACCACACCCAAGGGCCCAGCUCCUGUCCCAAGCAGUGGUGGGAAAAUGGCCCUGAAUAGCCCCCAGCCUGGCUCUCCUGAGAGCGAACUGGGGAAGAUGCUCCUGAAGACAGCUAAGGAGGACAAUCCUCUGCCAAGAAGUCCAGCCCAAGGCUCAGCAGGGGUGGCUUCCCCUGGUCCCCAGGGAAAAGGCUCAUCUGGAGAGCCCCUGGGGUCCAAGGUUGGCACCAAAGCUGAACUGCAUGCGCCCAUACCCCGGCCCCCUCUGAUACGGGGGGUCUCCUGGGACAGUGACCCUGAAGAGCCAGGUCCCCGGCUGCAGAAAGUACUGGCCAAGCUUCCAUUGGCUGAAGAAGAGAAAAGGUUUCCAGGCAAAGCCAUCAGCAAGCCGGCCAAGGUGCCUGGACUCAAAGACUUCCAGAUACAAGUGCAGCCUGUGCGCAUGCAAAAACUGACCAAGCUCCGAGAGGAGCACAUCCUGAUGAGAAAUCAAAAUCUAGUGGGGCUCAAGCUUCCCGAACUGAGUGAAGCAGCUGAGCAGGAAAAAGGCCCCCCUUCUGAAGUGUCCCCAGCUAUUGAGGAAGAAGAAUCAAAGAGUGGUUUGGACGUCAUGCCCAAUAUUUCUGAUGUGCUGCUACGCAAACUGCGGGUCCACAAGUCUCUCCCUGGAAGUGCCCCGCCACUCACUGAAAAGGAAGUUGAGAACGUGUUUGUACAACUGUCCUUGGCCUUUAGAAAUGACAGCUACACUCUGGAAGCUAGAAUUAACCAGGCCGAAAGGGAACGCAACCUGACAGAGGAGAACACAGAGAAGGAACUGGAAAACUUCAAAGCUUCCAUUACGUCCUCAGCGUCGCUAUGGCAUCACUGUGAGCACCGGGAGACCUAUCAGAAGCUGCUGGAAGACAUCGCAGUCCUGCACCGCCUGGCUGCCCGCCUCUCCAGCCGAGCUGAGGUUGUAGGAGCCGUCCGCCAGGAAAAGCGCAUGUCCAAAGCAACAGAGGUGAUGAUGCAGUAUGUGGAGAACUUGAAGAGAACUUACGAGAAGGACCACGCAGAGCUCAUGGAGUUUAAGAAACUUGCAAAUCAGAAUUCAAGCCGCAGUUGUGGCCCCUCUGAAGAUGGGGUCCCUCGAACGGCUCGGUCCAUGUCCCUCACAAUGGGAAAGAAUAUGCCCCGCCGGAGAGUCAGUGUUGCUGUGGUUCCCAAGUUUAAUGCCUUGAACCUGCCUGGCCAGUCACCCAGCUCAUCACCUAUCCCCUCCUUACCAGUCCUGUCAGAAUCACCCAAUGGUAAAGGAAAUCUCCCUGUCACCCCAGCACUGCCUGCACUUUUGGAAAAUGGAAAGACAAAUGGCGAGGCAGAUUGUGAAGCCACAGCCCCUGCACCACCUCUGAGCUGCCUGGAGGAGAUAAGCCAGGAGACCAAGGCCAGGAUGGAGGAAGAGGCCUACAACAAGGGAUACCAAGAAGGUCUAAAGAAGACCAAAGAACUUCAAGACCUGAAGGAGGAAGAGGACGAACAGAAGAGUGAGAGUCCUGAGGAGCCUGAGGAGAUGGAAGAAACUGAGGAUGAGGAAAAGGACCAGAGAAGCAGUAAACUUGAAGAACUGGUCCAUUUCUUACAAGUCAUGUAUCCCAAACUGUGUCGGCACUGGCAAGUGAUCUGGAUGAUGGCUGCAGUGCUGCUGGUCUUAACUAUUGUGCUGGGGCUCUACAAUUCCUAUAACUCUUGUGUGGAGCAGGCUGAUGGGCCUCUUGGAAGAUCCACCUGCUCGGCAGCCCAGAGAGAGUCCUGGUGGAGCUCAGGACUCCAGCAUGAGCAGCCUACAGAACAGUAGAAAGCCUCAUUCUCAUCAAGCCCUGCUCCAGUGGAUUCAGCUCACCACCCAGUCCCCAAGUAUGGUGUGUCACAUCCAGAUGUGAACAUGCUGCCACCCAUCUCAUCAUGGAAUGAGGAGGGAUUUUUUUUUCACACUCAACACCUAUUUUUGGAGUAGAAAUAGUGUGAGCUAUUCACACACAGUAAUUAGAUGUUCUCGGAAGAUCGACACAACUGUCCUGGGAGUGCAUCUGGUGGAUGAAGAAGUGACCUUGACCAAGGAACAACCCUGUUCCUAGCUCAGGUGGUGAGGGAGAGCUGAACCAUCUUCACCAGGGGGACAGUGAGAUGCUCAUUGUUGGCAUUUUCCUCCUCGCGGUGGCUAACGGGAAGACAUGUGCUUGACAGCUAAUGCUGACCCUAAAGAUCACACCUGGAAUGGGAGUAUCUUCCCAUUUCCCAUCUCAUUUUCCGUGGUU
Dipodomys ordii (Ord's kangaroo rat) is the source of this 3310-nucleotide messenger RNA. It is a transcript of the gene Irag1, whose product is annotated as murine retrovirus integration site 1 homolog. The transcript has 21 exons. The record is from RefSeq and is a predicted model, not a curated record. Lineage: Eukaryota; Metazoa; Chordata; Mammalia; Rodentia; Heteromyidae. Bases 124 to 2850 code for a protein of 908 amino acids.